Molecule: messenger RNA, 1887 nt
Organism: Myxocyprinus asiaticus (Chinese sucker)
Lineage: Eukaryota; Metazoa; Chordata; Actinopteri; Cypriniformes; Catostomidae
Product: phosphoglycerate mutase 2
Exons: 3
Coding region: 124-891 (255 amino acids)
Biological process (GO): glycolytic process
Molecular function (GO): intramolecular phosphotransferase activity
Source: RefSeq, a predicted model, not a curated record
UGCAGGUCUCACUGUCUGUCACAGAGUGUGUGAGCACAAAAGAAAGAAGGGGGCCGUGUUUGGUUGGUUUAGUGUCAAAUAUAUAGUUAUAUAUAGGGGGAGUAAAUCCCAAAUUCUGUCAAUAUGACUGCUGUUCAUCGUCUCGUGAUUGUACGCCAUGGUGAGAGCUCCUGGAACCAGGAGAACCGUUUCUGUGGCUGGUUCGAUGCUGAUCUCAGUGAGAAGGGUCUGGAGGAAGCCAAGAGGGGUGCUCAGGCCAUCAAAGAUGCCGGCAUGAAGUUUGACGUGUGCUACACCUCCGUUUUAAAGCGUGCUAUCAAGACUCUGUGGACCAUCAUGGAGUGCACAGACCAGAUGUGGUUGCCCGUAAUACGUACCUGGCGACUGAAUGAACGCCAUUAUGGUGGUCUAACUGGUUUGAACAAGGCAGAGACAGCAGCAAAGCAUGGAGAGGAGCAGGUCAAGGUCUGGCGCAGAUCAUUUGAUAUUCCCCCUCCUACUAUGGAUAAGGACCAUCCAUACCACAAGAUCAUCAGUGAGUCAAGGCGCUACAAGGGUCUUAAAGAGGGUGAGCUUCCCAUCUGUGAGAGCUUGAAGGACACUAUUGCUCGUGCCCUACCUUUCUGGAAUGACGUUAUUGCACCUGAGAUCAAGGCAGGCAAAAAUGUAAUAAUUGCAGCCCACGGCAACAGUCUCCGUGGUAUCGUCAAGCACUUAGAGGGCAUGUCAGAUGCAGCCAUCAUGGAGCUGAACCUGCCCACUGGCAUUCCCAUUGUCUACGAACUGGACAAGGACCUGAAGCCUGUCAAACCCAUGCAGUUCUUGGGAGAUGAGGAAACAGUGCGUAAAGCCAUGGAGGCUGUGGCCGCCCAGGGAAAGGUCAAAAAGUGAAGAGCUGACACUGACCCAGUGACUGAAACACGCCAAAUAUGCUUUUCUUUAAAAGGAUAGUUCACCCAAAAAUUAAAAUUCUCUCAUCAUUUACUCACCCUCACACCAUCCCAGAUGUGUAUGAUUUUCUUUCUUCUGCUGAACACACACACACAAAAAAAAAUUCAUUCUUUGUGCAUAUAGCCACCUACAGGGCAGGGAGGGGAAUUUAUGGUUAAAAAAAAAAAUAAUAAUUUAAAUAUUGAUCUGUUUCUCACCCACACCUAUCAUAUCCCUUUUAAAGACAUAGAUUUAACCACUGGAGUUGUUUUAAUUGCUUUUUAUGCUGCCUUUAUGUGCAUUUUGGAGCUUCAAAAUUUUGGUACCCAUUCACUUGCAUUGUGAGGACCUACAGAGCGGAAAUAUUCUUCUAAAAAACUUCGAAGAAAGUCAGACACAUCUGGGAUGGCAUGAGGGUGAGUAAAUGAUGAAUUUUAAUUUUUUGGUGAACUAUUCCUUAAAUUUGUCUUCUUUAAAGGGACAGCUCACCCAAAAAAUUAAAGUUCAGUCAUUUACUCACCCUCAUGUUGUUCCAAACCCAUAUUACUUUUUUUCUUAGUGGAAAACAAAAGAAAAUGUUAGGCAGAAAGACACCCUCUCUGCAUAACCUUUUUAGUCUCUUUCUAUUCCACAGAAGACAGAAAGUCAUAUGAAUUUGGAACAAUACAAAUUUGAGUAAAUGACAGAAUUUUCAUUUUUGGGUGAACUAUUCCUUUAUCUUCAUCCCAUACGCAAACUGCUAUGGCAAAGGGGUGCACCAUUGGAUGCAGGCCCAACAACACUUCUUUAAAGACCACAGAAUGAAUGAAUGUACACAUGGCACGGACAUGACUGCAACCCCUCCCCCAAACAUUCUCACAUUACAUCACGAAGCACAGCCCACUCUUGAUCUGUACACCCUCGUGUUGGACUGCCCCACUCAGACACAGCAAAUAAAAAUGACCACCAUUUUGUGUA